AUGUCCUCCACCAACGACUUCGCCAGGACGCUCAAGGCCCUGCACAAGCCCGGCCAACCCCUCAUCGUCCCCAACGUCUGGGACACGCCGUCCCUCCUCGCCCUCUCUUCCCUCAAUACCCCUUCCGACCACCCCGUCGCCGCCAUCGCCACCGCCUCCUGGGCGCUCGCCCACGCCCGCGGGGCCGCCGACGAGGACCUGACCGCCGAGCAAAAUCUGCUCGCCCUGCGCGAACUCGCUCCGCUCGCCGCCGGGGCCGGCCUGCCCCUGUCCGCCGACCUCCAAGACGGCUACGGCGCGCGCAUUGAAGAGAUAUUCACCACAGCGGCGCAGUACGGCAUCGCGGGGGCCAACCUCGAAGACAGCAUCCCCGCGGCCGGCUUUGGCCGCGGCUUCGCCGGCUCGCUGUACAGUAAAGCCGACGCCGUCGCGCGCAUCCAGACGGCGCUCCGGGCGACCGCCGCCGCGGGCGUGCCGGAUUUCGUGAUCAAUGCGCGCUGCGACGUCUUCAGGCUAGAUGUUGCGCCAGAGCUCGAUGAUGCGACGCGCAUGCGCGAGGCGCUGGACCGUGGCCGGGCGUACCUGGCGGCCGGUGCCACGACUGUCUUCUUUUGGGGCGGCGGCGCGCGGGGGCUCAGCACCCAUGAGGUGCAGACCUUGGUGGCCGAGUUGGACGGCCGCGUCGCCGUGUUGCUGACCAAGAGGGAUGGUGGUCAUUCGACGGCCGAGCUGGCCAAGAUGGGCGUGGCUAGAAUCAGCAUCGGUCCGUCGCUGUAUCUGGCGGCCAUGAACGCCGUUAAGACAGGUGCGGCUCAGAUUCUCGGGGGUGGUGGCCUCCUUGCCAGCCCGGAUCGCGCGCUGGGCGUUCCGCGGCCGUGGCACCUGUAUCCACCGCGCCUCGAGCAAGCCCUCGAGAAGUUGUCUACCUCGCCGUCGCCCAGCUGCUCAUUCGACCCCGGUGCCACCAGCCGCGACGGCCGCAGCGCCUCUGUCCUGCCAGUGGCUGCCGCCACGCAAAGGACCUGGACUGAUUCGACGGGCUUCGUCGAGCGCGACCCGUCCUUCGAGCGCCAGUCGUACCUUGCCAGUCAGAUUGCUGAGCUCGCUCAUCCGGCCAGCGCAGAGUCCAGCGAGGUGGCCGACCAGCUCAAGACGCUGAGCGACGUGAGCAGCGCCCCGGCGCGCUCCAACACGAGUCGCAGCACAGCUCUCGCGGGGCCCCGAGCGGAUCCUGUCCUCAAGAGGGAACAGGUCCCUUCUAGCUUUGUUCUCAAGAUUAUUCGCUACCUCGAGAGCAGAGUGAAGAACGGCGCCAAGCCCUUGCUGCUGAUUGUUCAUCCGAUACCCGACCUCGACCUGCUCAAGAAUUUGUGCCAGAACGUAUACUUUCCGCUAGAUCCCAUGACGGUGGGUCAGCUGACCUUGUUCAACGCUCUGCUGUACUUUGCGAUUUGGGAGGUGCAGUCUCGCGGUGAUAGCGAGAUUGACGCCGAGGACCUGGCCAAGUAUCGGCAAGUGACCGACGCCAACUUUAACCAAGGCGUUGAGGAGGCAGAAAUUAUCGCCAUCGCAAACUACGAGAAUGCGUUGACACUGUGUCUCGCUGCCUAUUAUGCGCAUACGAUCGGCGAUAUUGUCCGUCACCAGGCCGUCGUGUCCGCGGCCGCGCGGCACUGCGUGCAGCUAGGAUACCAUCGAAACGAUAAAGGCCAGCUCUCUCCCGAGGAGUCGCACAAGCGCCGACUCCUCUUUUGGCAUGUCUACAUUUCGGAGCUGGGUCUCACGCUGCGCCUCGGCCGCGCCGCCGUCAUUCAAGAGUUCGAUGUGGACGUGCCGCAGCUCAAUAUUUCCUCGGAUCCGCGCCAGGCUGUCUGGGACACGUCUCUGCGCUUAUUCACUGGAUUCUCCCGCCUCCAGAGCAAAAUCUACCGCAAGAUUUACUCCCCGGGCGCCAUUGUCGCGCUGGCCGCGGAACCCUCGAAACGGCAAGCCCGUGUCGCUACAUUCGCUGCUGAGCUCAACCAGUGGUACAUGGAGUGGCAUCAGAUUAAAAGCGCCGACGCGUACUAUCCAAUGGUGCACCAGCAUACCUUUAUGGCUGUGGAUAUCAUCUACUACUCGGUGCUCACGCUGUUGCAUCGCGGGAGCACCAGCUCCAACUCGCCGUCUGAUAUUUCACCCGAGUGUUUCGCGGCCGCCCGGCAGGGUCUUGAGACGCACCUGCACAUCUUUCCCUCGGUGCUUGCAUCAGGGCCCGGGACAGUAUCAUAUUACGGCGUUUGGAUUUUCAUGUAUUCGUCUUUCACGCCAUACAUCGUCACGUUUCUGCACAGCAUCGCCAGCACGGAUACCAACGACCUGCAGUUGCUGAAGAGUGUGCUCGACACACUCGACGAUAUUGCCAUUGGAUAUGAGCUCGUACAUCGCCAAAAGACGCUGUGCGCGGCGUUGUACCGCAUCGCCAAGGCUUUUAUCGAGUCGCGUCAGAGACUGCACAACAACGGCAACCACAACGGAGACGAGCAGAGCGCCAUGGACCACGAGCCGUUUGCGACGACUGCCGAGCAGACACUCAACCUUCCGCUGCAGCCAGACACGAUCCAAGAAUGGGGCAACUUUGAUACGAUUGUGGAGGACUGGGAGACCCAAUACUUUAAUCAGCAGUCGCUCAUGCUGGGCAACUCGCUGGAUCAAUAG
This is a messenger RNA of Cordyceps militaris CM01, 2697 nucleotides long. RefSeq names its product C6 transcription factor. Gene Ontology annotation, biological process: DNA-templated transcription. The transcript is spliced from 6 exons. Bases 1 to 2697 code for a protein of 898 amino acids. The record is from RefSeq and is a predicted model, not a curated record. Gene Ontology annotation, molecular function: catalytic activity; DNA binding; zinc ion binding. NCBI's taxonomy places the organism in Eukaryota, Fungi, Ascomycota, Sordariomycetes, Hypocreales, Cordycipitaceae.